Meloidogyne enterolobii is the source of this 633-nucleotide messenger RNA. The record is from the annotation of a GenBank genome assembly. NCBI's taxonomy places the organism in Eukaryota, Metazoa, Nematoda, Chromadorea, Rhabditida, Meloidogynidae.
AAAAUUGUCUUAAACGAAUUUAUUUUGAAUUUAUGUGAUUUGGGUGGCCAAGCAGAUCUCAGAUAUAUUUGGGAUGAUUAUAUAAAAGAAUGUCACGCCACUGUUUUUGUAGUAGAUUCUGUUGAUAGUCAACGCUCCAGUGAAGCUAUUUCGUGUUUAGAACAGAUUUUGUCAAAUUCAAAUGUACAAAAACAACCUUUCCUCGUCCUUUUAAAUAAAUGUGAUAAUGAAAUGUCUCCUUUACAAAUAAAUGGAUAUAAAGAAGAUUAUGUAAUUAAAGAUAAUGAAAAUUCAAGUGAUAUGAGCAAAGACGAUUUUCAACAAACAACAUUUCAGUCAACUUCUGGCGGAUGGAGAAGCUUUGAAUUAGACAACACCGAAGGAAUUAAUGGAGAUUGGGAACAAAAUAGUGAUUAUGGUUCGUCUUCUUUUUCGUCAACAAUUCCUUUAUCGACGCCAAUGACGGCUGAAAUAAAAUCAGAAAUUGACAGCCGUUUGGGAGAAGUUUUGCAAGGAGAUGUGGCUAUUUUCUCAAUUUCUGCAAAACAAAAUGCCGGUGUAAAAAAGAGUGUCAAUUGGUUAAUAAAUGCCUUAAAAUCAAGGAGCAAAGAAAUAUUUCAAAGUUAACGGAUU